AUGUAUUCGCAACAUAGUUAUCAAGUCCGUUUUCUUCUGAUCUAUAUCUUUAUAUCGUAUAUAAUUACCAAAGAGGCGAAACUUAUUAUUUCUUCUUAUAAGUAUUCUUUCUCCAUCACAAAGCUCCUUAUGCAAUUUAUUAACUUUUACCAAAUUCUACAUGUCGAGAAUUACUGUAAAAAGCGAUUGACUUGUUCCUCAUUUCUCCUAUUCUCUUAUAUUUUCCUCAAUUGGGGUCGAAGGGAAGUUAACUCUACGGAUAGAAGCGCUCCAUCUGAUGACACUUCUGAGCACAUUUUUACUUUCUCAAAUUACACAAGAGUCGUCUUGCACACCUUAAGAGAAAAGGAACACCAUCUUUUAAUUAAUUCUAAUUACAAUGCAUUCGAUGAACUGCAAUCCAUUGUAUAA
Messenger RNA from Plasmodium inui San Antonio 1, 411 nucleotides. RefSeq lists its product as hypothetical. The record is from RefSeq and is a predicted model, not a curated record. NCBI's taxonomy places the organism in Eukaryota, Apicomplexa, Aconoidasida, Haemosporida, Plasmodiidae. The transcript has a single exon. The coding region runs from base 1 to 411 and encodes 136 amino acids.